CAUCAAUGGACAAGAUCUGGCACCAACCUCAUAUUUUGUUACAUGUUGUUUUCCCCUUCUCUUCUGUUAACGGCAACAUGGCUUGUCCCAGUUACACAUCAAGAUUGUACUCUCGAAUUCAACACGACCAACAGUCCUAGCGCUCAAGAAUGGAAACGGGCUGCAUAUUGUUCAAUAGCAAAAGCGAGAAAAGAUGAAGGGGAAGAAAAAGAAGCGAAUCGUCACCGUGGUAUAUAUCAAACGACAAAAACAGACAACCACACGCUAUGCAACAAGAUAAAAUCCCUCCAAUACAUCUAGCACACGUACUCUCUCUCUCUAGACAUUUCCUCCCUCAUCUCA
Molecule: messenger RNA, 342 nt
Organism: Alternaria alternata
Lineage: Eukaryota; Fungi; Ascomycota; Dothideomycetes; Pleosporales; Pleosporaceae
Exons: 2
Coding region: 43-300 (85 amino acids)
Source: RefSeq, a predicted model, not a curated record